Daldinia vernicosa is the source of this 1644-nucleotide messenger RNA. RefSeq names its product phosphatases II. Gene Ontology annotation, cellular component: nucleoplasm; cytoplasm. The record is from RefSeq and is a predicted model, not a curated record. The coding region runs from base 364 to 1380 and encodes 338 amino acids. The transcript has a single exon. Gene Ontology annotation, biological process: negative regulation of protein binding; negative regulation of SCF-dependent proteasomal ubiquitin-dependent catabolic process; protein dephosphorylation. Gene Ontology annotation, molecular function: protein tyrosine/serine/threonine phosphatase activity; F-box domain binding. Lineage: Eukaryota; Fungi; Ascomycota; Sordariomycetes; Xylariales; Hypoxylaceae.
AUUUAUGUAGUGUCGAUGCCUAGAUGCAGAUGGUGCCGGCUGUAGAUGCACAAUCGGCCGAAAUGUACUUGCUUUUUAGUUUUCUCAUCUCGUCAAUCAGCCGUGUGCCUUCGCGCUUAACAUUUUCUUCUCGUGGCAAUCUACUCCCACUCACCUUCCAGCUAAAAUAAGUUUUCUUCGCGACGAUCAUUUAUUAUUGUUUAUCUGAACAUCAAACUUACCUAUUAUUCUGCACAUACAACAUACAGCAACUGACACAUAUUAGAUUCGAAGCUCGAGAAUCUCGAGUAGCUCGACCAGUCUUUUUUCUUAUCUUUUUUUUAGCCCAUAAAGCAAGAAUAUGUCCAGUUGAAGAUAGCUUACAUGGAUCCUCUAACUUCUCCCCGGCAUGGUGCUAUUCCAGCAGCGCCUUAUUCUAUGCGUCCUCCUAGCCCUCCUUCUAUCAUGAUUCCCACCCCCACUCUACAUUGUGCAAAUGAGCAUAUCAAGAUCGUGCCAACUUACGAAAAGGUCGACCCGGCUUCACUCAGCGCCGAUGACCUUAAGAUUAUCACCCAGAACUAUAAAGAGCAGCUAGCUCAGGACUCGGCUCUUAAUUGGGCAUAUGAGAACCGUCGUGUCGCACAACCUGUCCUCGACUUCCUCUACCUCGGCCCCUCGAGCAUCGCUCGAGAUCGCAAGUGGCUAAGUAAGACAGGUAUCACAAUGCUACUGGCCGCACGAGAUUCCCAGAUGGCUGUCAUGCACCUAAUGGCACCCAGUAAGGUGGCGCAAGAACUCGGCAUCCAGCUCGAAUACGUUGAUGUUUCUGGUUAUAAUGAGCUCAUUCGCGCCUUUCCCGCGGCUGUUCGAACCAUCAAUGACCACAUGCUAAAUGUUUUCCGUCGACAACGUAUUAGCAAUACGCAGAUGCAGGUUGAGGAUGGGAAAAUGGCAAUUCCCCACGACAAGUUCCAAAGAGGAAAAGUUUUAGUUUUCUGCGAAACAGGAAACGAUCGUUCUGCUGGCGUUGUUGUGGCCUACCUCAUGUCUGUUUUCGGAAUGAGUAUGAUUGAAGCUUGCCAAUUUGUCCACUUCAAGCGCUUCUGCGUCUGCCUAAACGACGAUCUUAGGUUCGUUCUCAAAUCGUAUGAGGAUCUACUUUCCGCACAACGUACUGUGCACCGACAUGAGCUCGAUAGUGGUUCAACACAAACAAACGGUACCUCAAGCAAUGUACACAAACUGAAGAGAGGCAUCGAAGCCACUUUUGACGAAAAUGAGGAGAUGGGGGAACCUGGUGAGCUCAAAGCACUAGAUAAUGAUCGCUUUUUAGACCGCGAAAGAUUUGUUCCAUUCGUUGACAUGGUGGAUGAUGACAUGGAAGAAGGACCCAGUUAGUAUGGUCCUAGACCAGUCAUCACGCAAGUUACUUGAUUGAUUUUAUAGGAGCAUACAUCAAGCAUCAGGUUGAGGGUGGCAGGCGGCAUGGUUGGCUUCAUCAAGCUAUAAUGAUUAGCAACGGCGUACUGGAUGGCAUAUACCCAUGCUACUGUUUUUUGGAGGUUUGACGGUUGGUAGUCACAUAGGCGGGACAAUGGUACAAAAGUUACUAAUAGUGUGUUAUAACCAUAACAAAAUCACUAAGACACUAUUACUAUUACG